AUGGACGCCCCGAGCCCUCUCCCCACCCUGAUCCGCAAGAAGCGGGACGGGGAGCGCCUGGAGGACGCCGAGAUCCGGAGCUUCGUGCGCGGCGUCACCGAGGGCACCGCGCAGCAGGGACAGAUCGGGGCCAUGCUGAUGGCCAUCCGGCUGCGGGGCAUGGACGCGGGUGAGACGCUGGCCCUGACCCGGGCCAUGGGCAGCUCUGGCCGGACGCUGGCCUGGCCGCCCGCCUGGCACGGGCUGCUGGUGGACAAGCACUCGACCGGUGGCGUUGGGGACAAGGUCAGCCUGGCCCUGGCCCCCGCGCUGGCCGCCUGCGGCUGCAAGGUGCCCAUGAUCAGCGGGCGCGGGCUGGGCCACACCGGGGGCACCCUGGACAAGCUGGAGGCCAUUCCCGGAUUCCGGGUGUCCCAGAGCCCCGAGGAGAUGCAGCACAUCCUGGCGCGGGUGGGCUGCUGCAUCGUGGGGCAGAGCGCGGAGCUGGUGCCCGCCGACCGGGUGCUCUACGGGCUGCGCGACGUCACGGCCACGGUGGACAGCCUGCCCCUCAUCACCGCCUCCAUCCUCAGCAAGAAGGCGGCGGAGCGGCUCUCGGCGCUGGUGCUCGAUGUCAAGUUCGGCGAGGCGGCGCUGUACCGCACCCAGGAGAGCGCGCGGGAGCUGGCGCGGAGCCUGGUGAGCGUCUGCACCCACCUGGGCAUCCGCACGGCGGCGCUGCUGAGCCGCAUGGAGCAGCCGCUGGGCCGCGCCGUGGGCAACGCGCUGGAGGUGCUGGAGGCGCUGCAGUGCCUGGAGGGGGGCGGCCCCCCCGACCUGCGACACCUGGUCACGGCCCUGGGCGGGGUGCUGCUGUGGCAGUGCGGGAUGGCCGCGGGGGCCGAGCAGGGCCGUGAGCGCCUGGCCCGGGCUCUGGACGAUGGCUCGGCCCUGGGCACGUUCGAGGCCAUGCUGGGGGCGCAGGGGGUGCCCCCCGACACCGCCCGGGGCCUCUGUGCCGGGACCCCCGCGCAGCGCCGCCAGCUCCUGGGCGCCAAGGUGUGCGAGGAGCUGCCCGCGCCGCAGGAAGGCUGGGUGCAGCAGGUGCGGGCGCUGCCCCUGGCGCGGGUCCUGCACCGCCUGGGCGCGGGCCGCUCGCGGGCCGGGGACCCCGUGAACCCCCGCGUGGGCGCCGAGCUGCUGGUGGGCACCGGGCAGCACCUGCGGGCAGGCGAGCCCUGGCUGCGGGUGCACCAUGAGGGCACCCUGGACCCUGAGGGCCGGCGCGAGCUGCAGGACGCCCUGUGCCUCGGCCCGCAGCCCCCCCGGGACCCGCCGCCGCUGGUGGCCGAGACCAUCGUGCCCUCGGGACCCUGCCCGGGCCGUGCCUGAACUCGCAAUAAACCGCGAUGA
Messenger RNA from Zonotrichia leucophrys gambelii, 1392 nucleotides. It is a transcript of the gene TYMP, whose product is annotated as thymidine phosphorylase. The record is from RefSeq and is a predicted model, not a curated record. Gene Ontology annotation, biological process: pyrimidine nucleoside metabolic process; pyrimidine nucleobase metabolic process. Gene Ontology annotation, molecular function: 1,4-alpha-oligoglucan phosphorylase activity; pyrimidine-nucleoside phosphorylase activity. NCBI's taxonomy places the organism in Eukaryota, Metazoa, Chordata, Aves, Passeriformes, Passerellidae. Gene Ontology annotation, cellular component: cytosol.